CGCACACGAUGGCCGCCGCCGCCGCGCUCGCGUCCUCCUCCGCCGCCGUCGCGACGUUCGGUCGCGGCGCGAACCGCCCCGCCUCGAGCGUCCGCCGCGACGUCGCGUCGAUUCGAUCGACGACGUCGUCGACGUCGUCGUCGUCGUCGCGCCGCGGCCCCGGCGCCGGCCCCGUCCCCGUCGUCCGCGCCGCCGCGAAGUCCUCCUCCGCGCUCGACGAGCUCCUCGGCGCGAAGAUCAUCGCCCCGAACGGCGGCGGCGACGCGGAAGUCCGCGACUCCGUGACCAAGUACUACGGCGAGACGCUACAGACGUCGGACGACCUGAAGACGUCCGCGUGCUGCACGCCGAACCUUCUUCCGAAGAAAAUCAAGUCGAUCCUCGCGAGCGUCCCGGACGAGGUCAAGGCGAAGUACUACGGCUGCGGAUCGCCCACGCCGCUCGGGAUCGACGGCCUCAGGGUGCUGGACCUCGGGAGCGGCAGCGGGAGGGACUGCUACGUCGCCGCCGCGCUCGUGGGCGAGAGCGGGAGCGUGAUCGGGAUCGACAUGACGGACGCGCAGCUGGACGUUGCGCGGCGGCACGCGGAGACGUACUGCGUGGACGCGCUGGGGUACGCCGCGCCGGGGAACAUGGAGUUCCGCAAGGGCACGAUCGAGGACCUGCGCGCGGCGAACGUCGAGGAUAACUCCGUGGAUCUCAUCAUCUCCAACUGCGUGAUUAACCUCUCCCCGGAUAAGCCCGCGGUGCUGUCCGAGGCGAUGCGCGCGCUCGCGGAUGGCGGCGAGUUUUACUUCAGCGACGUCUACUGCGACCGAAGACUUCCGGAAGAUCUGCGGUCGCACGAGAUCCUCCUCGGCGAGUGCCUCGGCGGCGCGAUGUACGUCGAGGACUUCAAGCGGCUGUGCGUCGCGACCGGGUUCGCGGACCCGCGCGUGCUGGAGGGCCACGAGAUUGAGAUCAAGGACGAGGCGCUCGCGGCGUUGCUCGGCGAGGCGAAAUUUUAUUCCAUCACCUACCGCCUCUUCAAGCUCCCUCCCGGCCGGCUGGAGUCCCUGUGCGAGGACUACGGCCAGUACGCGCUGUACAAGGGCACGAUCGACGGGCACCCCAACGCGUACUCCCUGGACGAUCACCACAGGAUAGAGAAGAACAAGCCGUUCUUGGUGUGCGGGAACACCGCGUCGAUGCUCGGAGAGACGUGGUUGGGGAAACACUUCGAGAUCGUGGGGAACCGGGACGUGCACUAUGGGCUGUUCGACUGCGGGCCGAGCCCGGUGGCGGGCGGCGGCGGGGGAGGGGACGCGCCGGCGGGGGGGGCGUGCUGCUGAGGCAAGAAAGCGGGAAGGAAGAAGAGACGCGAGCGAUGACAUUUUUUGGCAAGACGAGAGAGAGUUCAAUCA
This is a messenger RNA of Micromonas pusilla CCMP1545, 1403 nucleotides long. RefSeq lists its product as uncharacterized. The transcript is spliced from 3 exons. The record is from RefSeq and is a predicted model, not a curated record. Gene Ontology annotation, molecular function: methyltransferase activity. NCBI's taxonomy places the organism in Eukaryota, Viridiplantae, Chlorophyta, Mamiellophyceae, Mamiellales, Mamiellaceae. Bases 9 to 1331 code for a protein of 440 amino acids.